This is a messenger RNA of Parasteatoda tepidariorum (common house spider), 4118 nucleotides long. The record is from RefSeq and is a predicted model, not a curated record. Lineage: Eukaryota; Metazoa; Arthropoda; Arachnida; Araneae; Theridiidae.
AACCCAUGCCAAUUUUCUGUUCUGCGUGGAGCAGACGAUAUCUUGGCGCUGAAUAGAACGCGUGAAGCGCAUCACAGUUUCUAAAAAAGCAUUAAGUAAUAAGAGAAUAAAAAAAAGAAGAAAAAGAAAACUUCACUAUCUAUCUAGCUUGUGUUUUGAUUUUUCUUCGAGUCCCCGUCAUCUAUUUUGUUUCCUCUCCUAAUCUUGAGUGUUCCUGAAAUAGAAUUCUAUAGUUUUCCCGACUUCGCGUGAAUCUUCCGAACAAUCAGUGUGCAUACAUUUUUAAAUGUGAACACGCGCGUUUUUUGCAGCCAGGAUUGGAAUAAAAAGAAAUCGUUUGGAUAUUAAAACCACGCAUUAUUUGGAUACUAUUUUAAUUUGCUAUUUCUUUUGUUUUUUUCAAGUGGCAGCAGUGUUAAAGUUUCAAAUUGUUAAUCAAAAUUGACUUGUUAAGUAUUCAGUUUUUAUUUACAAAAUGAACGAGAAGAUUGUAAUGAGAAAGUGCUAAAGAAAAAAAAAGUAUGAAAUAUAAGUGGAAAGAUGAAAUGGCAAACAUGUCGAAAUGAGUUUCAUCGAUUAAUCGAGAUUUUUCAUCAUUCGAAUUUAUAAGUCAUAACCUGAAGGAAUGUUUGAAUCACUUUAUUAUACGAAAGCUCAAAAUUAUUCUGUUAGCUUUGGAAGUAACAAAAAUUUCAUGAUGAGUAAUCUAAAAAAUUUUAAGAAAGAAAUUACCAAGAAAUAAUAAUUGACGUUUCUUUUACUUUGAAUAAACAACUUUUAAUAAAUCAACAAUUAUGCAGUGAGUAUUCAGAAUAUAAAAAAUAAAUAUUUAAAUCCUAGUGCAAUGACUAUAUUAUGAAAGAUAUGGAAAAAAUCAUAAAGCGCUGGGAAUUUAUUAUUUUUUAUCAGUAUAGUGAUAAAUUGAACAAUUUCUUCGAUUUUUGUGAUGUUUUAACAAAAUCGCAAAACUUCCUGCUGUUUUGAUGAUUGCCAUUCGAUCUAAUAAAUUACUUACAAUUUUGCACAGUUUCAAAUUAUAAUUUCUGAAGAAAUUGUAGUCAUUAUUUUGUAUACAUUCCUGUAUAAAUUAGUUUCAUUUUAGAACUUUUUGGUGCUGAUUUAGCGAGUGAUAUAUAUAGUUUUGUUUGAACAAAUCAAUGAAAUAUCAGAGCAACUUUAUAUGAUAAAUUUCUAAGUGUCAAGAAUUAUUGAAUUGGAUAUAUCAUACGUGUGCAGUUUAUGUCUGGAAUAUACAAAAGAUUCUGCCAUUAGCAAAAUUUUUGAACUGCAAUCUUAUUUUUGAAAAAAAAAACUUGUUUGCAGCAUUUUUAUUUGCAAAUAGUGGAAAAUUAAAAAGAAAAAAGAUGGAUUCUAAAAACCAUCGCCAUAAAGCUCAGGCUUCCGGUGGAAUGAGGACUUCAUUAUCUAAUAUUGAUUAUAUUCAUAGUAGCCCGAGCUCAGAUCUCAGUUUACGACAAAUAACUUCUCCAAAUCUCACAGCUCAUUUGGAAGAUCAUAAUGCUAUUAACUUCAAACUCAUUAAAACAGUUGCUGAUUUUACCCAUCAACUGUCUUCUAUUCACGAACAACAUGCAGAGGAGCUUCAAAUGUUGGUAGAAACAUUUAGAAAAAGAAAUGCUGAGCUUCGGAGAGAAAGACCUCAAUUCCACAGUACGUUAUUCACUAGCUGGGAAGUGCUUCUUCAAGAAGUCGAAGUGGACUCCCAGGUGCAUGGUGACAUUGCAAGGAGCUUGGGCAGGCAGGUGGGGAUGAUGCUGUUGGAGAAAACGUUCCACAGAAAGAUACAAUCCAGGAAGAUCUUCCUUCAUCGGGAGAGCCUGGAGACAAUACUUAGCAAAGCGGAAGAACUACUAAAUAAAUGUCAUCAGGAUUAUACAGAAGCUUAUAACAAUCUAAUAUCACACCGAAGUCACACGAAGCUAGCUGAGUAUUAUGACAUGCACAAUGCCUACGUACAGCAGUUGCAUGCAGCUAAUGGGAUGCUGGAAUACUAUCACAAAGAAACUUUACCCAAACUUUUAGAAGAAUUAGAGGAUGUUUACAUAGAUUUAAGUGAUACUAUAUCAGGAUCUAUAUUAUCUGCGGCUGACAUGUUGGUCAAUAAGUCCCGUGAGCAAUCGAACCACUACGAAAAUAUUGCCACAACAGCACAAAGCGUCAAAACGCGUUCAGAUUUGGCCAAUUUUAUUCGUUCUCUCAACGUGGAGAAACUUUCUCAACCGUCGACGAAGCACUUAUACAAUCCACCUUAUAUGGAGAAUGAUCCGGCGCAAAUGGAACCUGGAAUGAUGUUACGGGAUGAGUUGGUCAUCGACAGACUUUCUCAGCUUCCGAACCGAUCUCAGACUCUUAAGCAGGACGUAUCCAAUUUGGAAGCACAGAUCAAACAGCUUCAGGAGGCCGUAGAGUCUCUAGAACGGUUACAGAAGCGGAGUUUGGAGUCCUCUUUGUUCAACAAGGCGAAUGAAUUACAAGAGGACGUGAGCUUAAAGAAAUUUGAUCUACAAGUGGCUCAUAUACACUUGGCUGCCGUAAAGGCUCAGCUGGAACUGUUUACAUCUGGCAAGGGGGAACAUCCUCUGGAAGGUAACCACCUGAAAGAGAGAAAGCAAUCCACCAUCAGCACCGGAAGCGGUACAGCAAAGAACAAAUGGUUGAAAGCUUUCCUCAACUUAAAAACAGCAAGCAGUGGGAACCUCUCUGAAAAAAAUGAGAGUGAUAAGAAAAACAGCAAGAGUGGUUCCAGACCUCUCUCAGCCGCACCAGGAACUCUCGAAGUAUCCCACGUCUUUCAAGAAUAUAACUAUAAAAAGAUGACCUCCUGUGAUUACUGCAAUAAAGUUUUAAGGGGUCAUGUAAAGCAAGGCUUGCGAUGCAAGUUGUGCAAGGUUAAUGUCCAUUCAGAGUGCCAAGAAAAACUUACCACGCCGUGCCAGCCUAAGACAAAAUUGCUAAGGAGACAAAAAUCUACAUCUGAAAUCGAAACUAAAAUUCCCGUUCCUGAGCCAGAAGAAGAAAGAAACAAUCAACAAAAUGUCGAUCCCAUUUACCAACUACUGAAGCAGGCUGGUGACUUAGGUGGCAACAAUCCUAAAAAGGAACGGAGUGAAAAAGACUUUACUCUUUGUGGAUCCCCAAGAGAUCAGAGCAGCGGCGGCAGAAGCAACAGUUCUAGCCUGACGUCGCUUCAGCAGCAGAGAUGGGUGAGAUCGAAUGCAUCCUCUUCCGCAUCUUCGUCCUCAUCCUAUCUUUUAACUGUGUCCGGUAACCAAGGUGAUCAUGCUUCCACGUCAGCUAUGGGAGGAAACAGGAUCAUUGUAUCAGCACCCCACAGUCCUCAGAGGAAGCGAUUGUCCCUAAGAAUGAAGAGCUUUUCACUGGACAGUCCAGAGUCCAGCGAACAUGUCCAUAGAAGGCAACACCACCAGCUUGGUCAGUCCACCACUUCGCACUGCACACAAUCUCCACAAAGUCCUAUCCACGGUAGCCGGCAGCACUUAUUGGCAGCAAAGAAUGUUCGAAUGAGUUCUGUAGAUUUACCAGACGAUAAUGAAAAGUCACUUAGUUCUGCGUCUACAUCUCCUUGUCCCUCACCGAAACCUCAUCGUCUUUUGCCAACUAAUUUAUACGUAGUCCUAUACAACUUCCAAGGACGUCAUAAAGACGAAAUAGAUCUAAAAGCUGGCUGUAUUAUCACAGUUACAGACACAAGAGAUCCGAACUGGUGGGAGGGUAAAUGUAUGGGUAGGAUUGGAUUUUUCCCAUCAAUGUAUGUGACUAGGCUGCAUCCUGGUGAACAACCACUACAAGUCAUCCAUGCAGUGCAUGUGAGUGACAAUGAAGGGAACAGCAACAAAUUACUAAGCGAUCAAAUAAUUAUCCAAGUGGGUGAUGAAAGAGAUGGCAUGGUAAUGAUAAGAACAGGUGCUAAUGAUAAGACAUACAGCUGUCCACUUAAGUAUUUAAAGGAAGUGUGAAAUGGAAGCCAGACAGAUGUGUCAUUGCCAUGAGAAAAUAUAUACUGCCUAAUCUACUACUAACUGAAAAAAAUGUGUGAAAUACUUAUUUUCAUUAUGUAUAUAUAUAUUUAUUCCAUG